CCCAUUUCAGCCGCAGCGGGGGACCGGCCUUCGGGUCAUCGGGACGGGCAGUGAGGCUAUUCGCUUGGUAUGCCGCAUGCGAGCUCUACUAUCGUCUUUUAGAUGCUCGUCUCACACGCCGCGCGUUCCUUCCUCUGUAAUGCAGUCAUGGGUGUCUGGGUCCAGAAGGCGAGUGCGUCCGCCUUGGGUGUCUUCUCCGUGCCUCCCCUCGCCGGCCAGUCUCACCGUCCGGGCCCAGACCUUUUCCAUGCUUUCAGGCUUGUGACCACAAGGUGACUCGGAUGCAGUGUGCUGAGUCUUUGCUUUCCGUGCUCGCAUAGACUAUAACAGCAGUCUUUUGCCUAUGAAAAAGUCCCUAGAGUUGUCUUACACUCGUUUCACACGUAUCUCCACUCAAACAGCUCACCUAGUAUAUCCGUCAGAACGUCUGGUUCUGAAGACUGGUGCCUCAAGAUGCACCUCCGCUCGUUUCAUCCUGCUAUAUUAGCAGCAGCCACUGCCUCCGCAACCAAGAUCCUUCUGCCCUUGUACAUCUAUCCAAUCCCACUGGAUAGGUGGGGCAGCAUUUACAACGCCAUUGAGACACAUCCGUCCAUCGACUUCCAGAUCGUCAUCAACCCAAGUUCCGGACCCGGCGGGUCAACUCCAGGAUACAACAACCACUGGAUCUCAGCCGUCUCCAAGCUGCAUGCCUACGAAAACGUAGACACCUUGGGCUACGUGCGGGUCGGCUAUGGGGCCAAGGCGCUGGCCGACAUCACCACGGACAUAACCAACUGGGAUGGGUGGAAUCACUACACGGCAGCAGAUAUUACACUCGAUGGGCUCUUCUUCGACGAGACCCCUAAUUGGCAAGGCACAAAGGGUGCAAACGAUGUCUCUUUUAUGCAGCAGCUCGCUGAGCUGGCAGACCGCGGUGGGUACAGCAAGGUCUUCAACCUCGGGCAGGCUUCCAAUCACGACGAGUACUUCAGCAUCGCCGACACGGUCGUCAUCUUUGAGAACUCGGCCGAGUGGUAUAAUGACACCGUGCUGGCCACGGCCGCGGCAAAGGGCGUCGCAGACAGGUCCGCCGUGCUCAUCCACCACUUCGCGACAAGCGGGUUGACUUCGGGAUACGCGGUUAGGUGGGUUGUGGACAUGGUUCGCAAGGGUCUCGGGAGUUUUGCCAUCAUCAACUCGGACUGGAACAAUGCAAACUCGGAUGUGGCGCCGAUGGGGAUCGGGAUACUGGCUGACAUGCUCGAGUCGGUUCAGGGUUAUUGACCUUGGAGACCAGGGUGUCUUGAUUGUUUUGAUAAGAUAAACUAAGUAGAUAGUCUUUCUACACAGUUGUACAUCGGCAGCCUCCCGAAAGCCAAAUUAGGAUUUUGCUGA
This is a messenger RNA of Diaporthe batatas, 1377 nucleotides long. RefSeq lists its product as uncharacterized. Lineage: Eukaryota; Fungi; Ascomycota; Sordariomycetes; Diaporthales; Diaporthaceae. The record is from RefSeq and is a predicted model, not a curated record. The coding region runs from base 454 to 1266 and encodes 270 amino acids. The transcript has a single exon.